UUUUCUUUAACGUCGAUCUUCUGAACUUCCAUCAUUCCUUGAAUCCUCUCAAUCGGAUUUAGAUUCUCUUCUCUUGGUUCAGGAGUGUCCCUCUUUUAUUUCCUAUCUCCUGUCAUUCUUUUCUUCCUUCCUCCGCUCCUGGUUUCUUACUUCCCAUUCCAUCCGGUCGCAGGCUCCUCCUCGCGCAGACUUCAUACCCGCGAUGAAGUCGCUCUCGUCCUCCCUCCUAGCUUACCUCCCCCUCCUCCUCGCCUCCUUCUCCGGUUCUGCCGCUUCGGAUUCCUCCGGCUCCAAGGAUGACCUCUCUCCGUGUGCAGCGCGCUCCCCAACAACAGGACUCUACUACGACCUCAGCACCCUGACCGUUCCCGCACCCUCCGGCGAGGGCCAGAAAUCCCGUCAGGAUUCGCAACCCGAGAGCUGGCAUGUGAAAGGGCAUGAUUAUAACGCCAACUUUACUCUGAACAUCUGCGCGCCUGUCGUGGAGAAGCUGAAGGAUGUGGUCGGAGUAGAGGAGAAGAAGUGGCAGAAUAUCAGCGCAUACUAUACGAAGGAGGGCAAGGUCUACUCAAUUGGACAACAAGCCUCAGACCCGUUCUUCCGCGGUCGUAAACUGGUGAUGAACUACACAGAUGGCUCUCCCUGCUCGAGCGACGCCAAGGAGCCACGGACCAAGGCGACAAUGAUGUCCUUCUUGUGCGACCGCGACGUAUCGGCUUCCCAGCCAACAAUCUCUUUUGUCGGCACUAUGGACCAGUGCACCUAUUUCUUUGAAAUCCGUAGCGCGGCCGCAUGUGGCGGUUUUGCCCACGGUCCUGCUGGGCAGGGCCUCUCUCCUGCCGGCAUAUUCGGCGUGAUUGCUCUAAUCGCCGUCGCAGCCUAUCUAGUCGGUGGCUGCGCCUAUCAACGCACCGUCAUGCACCAGCGCGGCUGGAGGCAAUGCCCUAACUACAGCCUGUGGGCAGGAAUGAUUGACUUUGUGAAAGAUAUGAUUGUCAUCCUCUUUUCUUCCCUCGCCCGUUUACUCCGGUUCAACCGAUCCCCCAGACUCGAGCACACGCGUGGGGGCAGCCGAGACGGUUUCAUCGGCGGGGGGCGACAGGGGUCUGGGGGCGAUGUGGACGCGGAAAACCGGCUGAUAGACCAGUUGGAUGAGGAAUGGGAUGAUUGAUGGAUGGAUGAUGGAUGAUGGAUGAUGGAUGAUGGAUUUGUUCUUUGCAUUUUCGAAAUUGUGUCUCGGUUUGAUAUAGAGCGUUUUGUUUAUGUACUAUAUAGGUUAGGUAACUUGAUAUACGAUCAUGGAUGGAUAUGGAAUGGAUAUGGAAAUGAUGCACGAAUACCAGAUAGUUUUACCCAAGUUUCGCAUAUGGACGUGUUUCAUUCAGGAGACGCAAGGAGGU
Molecule: messenger RNA, 1400 nt
Organism: Aspergillus ochraceoroseus IBT 24754
Lineage: Eukaryota; Fungi; Ascomycota; Eurotiomycetes; Eurotiales; Aspergillaceae
Product: putative vacuolar sorting receptor (Mrl1)
Exons: 4
Coding region: 203-1171 (322 amino acids)
Biological process (GO): vacuolar transport
Source: RefSeq, a predicted model, not a curated record